UUUUUUUCUUCCUUUUUGAAACUUUUUACUUUUUUGUGAUUUUGUGAACUCAAAAUUCUUUCAAAAUUCAAAACUUCGAGCUUAUUCUAUCGCGAUGAAGAAGAAAACCGGAAGUACAGAGGUGAAAGCUCGAUGUCCCGAUUCGGAUCUGAUGUUACUCGUUAUGAAAGAAUUGACAAAUUUAAACCACGAAUCAGGAGAUAAUAAGCUAAAAAAUCUGGAAAUAUUGACCUUAUCACAUCCUCGUGAAAGAAGAAAAUCUUUAUACAUUCUGAACCCGAACGAUAACAGUGUCCAAGAGAUACUAAAGUUCUCUCCACCUUACAGAUCUUGGUUUAUAGGAAAUACGAUAGAAUCUGAUGGAAAAAUAUACCUGUCGUCUAAUAUCGAUCCUUUAUUCUUAAUACUUCCGUAUGUUUUCGAGGCUAAAAUGAGUUCAACUUUCGAUCAAAUAAUCAACGACGAUGAUUUCUCAGACGCUAUAAAACUAGAAUCUAUCAUCGCUGAAGAACAAUUAUCGAUGAUCGCUGAUCAAAAAAAAUGUGGAGAUUUAACAGUAUGGAAAUAUAACGAAGAAAAAACAAUGCAAUGGUUAGAGAAAAAAGUGAACAAAGUUUCCGACGUCUUGGAACGAAAAGGAAUCCACGUUGGGACCGCUUCAGCUGCAUCGAACACUUAUGUAAUAAGUAUGAAUAAAAAAGAAUCACAUGAGAAUUAUGUCAGAUAUGCUCACGGUAUCGUUUCGGAUUAUUUGAAAUCUGAAGUAAGCGAAAAAUUACUGCAGCAUUUGGGUCUACCGCCUUUAGAAGUGAAUUCGAAGAAGAGAAAGAAUACUGAUUUGGAUCCGGAGGAGAUUAAAAAACUCAAGAAACAGUGUGCUGAGAAAGAGACCACUUCGAAGUAUUUUAACGAAGAUGUUAAGCCAGAAAAAAAUCCUAGGAAAAACGUCAAAAAAGCUCAGUUGGCAAAAGCUGCUACUGGAACGAAAAGCAUAUCGUCAUUUUUUAAGAAAAAGUGACCAUGGUUUGCUCAACUUGAUCAAUGUAAAAAUUGUUAAACAAAAUUAAAUAUUGUGUAAGUAUGUUUUAAUGUGAAUAAUACGUUUAAAUUACCGUUAUAAUUACGAAAUUUUAAAGAACUGAAUAUAAUUAUGAAUUUGUUUUAUUUUUA
Messenger RNA from Planococcus citri (citrus mealybug), 1170 nucleotides. RefSeq names its product ribonuclease H2 subunit B. The coding region runs from base 95 to 1018 and encodes 307 amino acids. Gene Ontology annotation, biological process: RNA catabolic process. The transcript is spliced from 7 exons. The record is from RefSeq and is a predicted model, not a curated record. Gene Ontology annotation, cellular component: ribonuclease H2 complex; nucleoplasm. Lineage: Eukaryota; Metazoa; Arthropoda; Insecta; Hemiptera; Pseudococcidae.